Molecule: messenger RNA, 788 nt
Organism: Hyposmocoma kahamanoa
Lineage: Eukaryota; Metazoa; Arthropoda; Insecta; Lepidoptera; Cosmopterigidae
Exons: 4
Coding region: 1-513 (170 amino acids)
Source: RefSeq, a predicted model, not a curated record
AUGCGGAUUUUUGUCAUAAUUCAUCCGUUUUCCAAAGCUCCGCCUGGCUGUCUGCAAUACUACCCCGAUCGUGCAGGCGCAUUUGAAUCGUUCAACUAUAACCGCGGCGCGGGCCCGUACAUCGCUAACCUCGCUUACGCCGUUUGCUUUAAAAGGACUCCUGACGUGUGUGGUAUUAAGUUUACAUCAGCCAGCUUCGACAUGGCGUACCGUAACGACGAGAACUUGUACCUGGAUACAGACUGUCAGAUCAAUCCGGUGACUCAGGGAACAGCGCAAUCUGAGGACUAUCUGUUUAUCCCUGAAGCCGAAACCGCUGAUGGACUUAGAGGCGCUAAGUUCUGCGGUACUAGUGCUUCUAACCAGAUUAUUGCAUCUACCCCACCUGGCCCACUCUACGUUCACUUCCACAGUGAUAAUCUAGUGACUGACGACAUUCCAGAAUCCGGUUAUAGGUUCAGCUACAACGUACUCAAUAAUUGCUACCUGAAGAAUACACAGAUACGAAUUUGAAUUUUAUAUAUUUUUUACACGACGAGGUUGUAGCUCUAGUGGAAAUUUACAGUUUAUUUUUAAGACUUCUUAUGCGGAGAAAUUCCUAGUGUCCCACUGGUGAAGUGGUCUCCUUUGGGAAGGAAAUUAUAGUGUCAUGGUAGAUUUUUAAAAAAUGCUCAAAAUUGUUUUUUAGUAUUUGAACUGAAGUACGCCAGAAUAUGCAUUUAUUAGUAAGAUUCUGUUUUUACUAUUAUAAUUGUACCAAGACUCAAGUUUGUAUUUUAUAAUUAGAA